This is a messenger RNA of Chaetomium fimeti, 1374 nucleotides long. RefSeq lists its product as uncharacterized. Bases 37 to 1374 code for a protein of 445 amino acids. The transcript is spliced from 3 exons. The record is from RefSeq and is a predicted model, not a curated record. NCBI's taxonomy places the organism in Eukaryota, Fungi, Ascomycota, Sordariomycetes, Sordariales, Chaetomiaceae.
GCCUGCUGUCAUCAUCGCCCUUCUUACUCCGCCAUCAUGGUUAACAACUUUGAUGAUCUCACCGAUUUCCUGCGGGGUGCCGCCGUCAGAGCUGGGGAGGGUUUUCUGAAGGCGGUCGCGCCUAUAAUCGAAACGGCCGUCGAUGUGAGCAAGGAUCUCGUUGCGGAUAACUCGCUCGACCUGGCCAAAGCCGUGGACCUCAGCGGCGCUUUCAUCCCAAGCAGUCCACUCGCGUUUGCCUCGGCUCUCCAGCUAGCCAGAACCCUCACGUCGGUCAUCGCAGGGGAUGAGGAUAAAAGUGUCCUCGAGACAAUCGAACGGCUGGAGAAGCAAGUCGCCCCCUUCACGCAGCAAGCCGAGAAUGUGCUGCAACAACUGGACGUCAUCAUCAAGACGGGCGAGCAGCUGGAGAAGGAGACCAACGAACGGGUCCGUAGCGCGGCCGUCUCCGCCUACCAGGCUCUCCAGGACGCCGUAGAAGGCGUGCUCAAGAUCGAACGCGGCAACGCGCGUAUCCAACGGGUCGACCCCAGCGUCCUGGCAAAGCUCGAUUCGGCCGUUGCGAGCUUCGAGAACCUGCACAAGGUCAGCAGCACCAACGCGUGGAAGCUCGGUAAGGACUCGGCCGCGCUCAUGUCGUUUGGCGACAACACCAAGACCUUCAAGGUCACGCUCGAGGAGGAGAGGCAAAAGCUGAAGACGCAAAUCAAGAACAACAUCGCGGCGAGGCAGCGGCACAAAGAUCAUGUGGAAAAGCUCAAGAAAGGCGAGAGCACGUACCGGUCUCGAGCGAGGACCGCAAGAGAGGAACUGGACGACGAGUGGAACAAGAUCGGCUACGCCUUUAAGCCGUCGAGCCGCGACAAACAGAAGCUGAUCUUGUCCAACGCGUCGAAGGCCCUGGAGGAAAACCUGAGGGAGCAAAAGGGGGUAGACAGCAAGAUCCGCGGGCUGUACAUGCUGGACACGCUGAUCGGGUGGGCGAUGCGGGCGCUGGACGUGGUGAAGGCGUCGGUGGAGCGGGUGGCCCAGGACUUCCAGGCCAAGUUCCAGCUGAUCACGGACGCGCAGCAGACGUCGGACAAGCUGUUUGCGGGUCUGCUCGGGCUCGCCAACACGAUCAAGGACACCAACUUCCGCACCUCGCGCGACAACUCCCUGCGCGUCGUCCUGGCUGUGCUGAGCCGCUACCAUAAGCUCCGCUACGACUACACCUCGCUGGAGAUCCCUGGGAUCGAGGAGCGCCGGAUCCACCGCGCCAUCGUCGACCGGAUGGGCAACGAUGGCGCGAAGAAGCUACUGGAGCCGCCUAAGCCCGCUGAUGACGACGACGAUGCCAUAAACCGCAAAGUCCCGAAGAUGGACGCAGAGUAG